AUGGGCAGGCCUAAUCGCUGUUGCUGCUGUUCACUCAAUGCAAAAUUAAGUACUCCACAAAAUAUCACAAUUUUCGGAGUGGAUUACAAGAAGCCUCUACUUUGCAACACACACCACAAAUAUAUUACUGAAUAUAUUAAAAACAAUUCAAUAGAUACAUCAUCACCUAUUACUCUCGCAAUUCAACGGCAACCAAAGGGAAUCAAAGACAUCAUUUCAAUUGUACCUAAAAACUUUGGCCAAUGUAAACACUCCGACGACAAGCGGUGUAGCAACUGUAAAAAGGGUAACAUGUUAUGUAAUGGUAUUCAUUUCGAGAAAGUGAGCCAUUUAUUAACAGUAUCGGGAAUCAUAUCACACAAUGGCCACAGCUUCGGAAGUGUGAACUUCAAUCAUCAUGGCGAAUUUUGUUUUUUUAGUGUAGAUUGCAAUAAUUGCAAUCUCAACAAAUAUGGAGUUUGUGAAAAAUGUUAUGAAUGCUAUGAAACAAAAUUACGCCAUUAUCAGCGAACAAUUGAAAACCAAAAUACCAAAACAGCUCACCUCGCUGCAAGAACACAAGAAUACAAAAAUGUCAUCAAAUCAUUGAAGGCAAAAAUCUCUCGACGAGAUACUACAAUUAAGAAUUUCGAAGAAUUAAUUGAAGAAAAAGAUCAAAAACAUUAUUUGAUAGAACUUCUCUCGAUUGCGCUAGAGGAAGGAAAAUUACAUGAAACCCAGUUCUUUUAUCAAUUAUUAGAAAAUACUUUGCAAAAUUUGGUUUCGUCGAAAAAUGUUAACGGUUUUCGAUACAAAGAGUGUAUCAUUCAUUGGUGUUUAUUACUUCGAUUUUAUGGUGGUUCUCGUUUGUGGAAUAUUUUGAAAGGAAAUUCUCUCGGUGAAACUAUAACAUCUGAAAACGCAUUAGAUAAGCUUAAUCUAUUACUUCCAUCUAUUUCAACAAUUAAGAGCUAUCUUCCAGACUUGUCUUUUGGUAACCUUGUCGACAGUGAUUUGAAAGAUAUUGUUAAAGCCAUGGCAUUGAAUAAUAUUAGUAAUAAGAUCAUAAUUUCAUAUGAUGAAAUAGAGAUUAGAGGAGGAUUAUGUGUGAUGAAAAGUACUGGAAAAGUAAUUGGAUUCACAAAUUGCAAUGAAAAGUCUUUUGAAGAUAUAUAUAACGCAAAAAGAGAAAUUACACCAGACGAUGUUGCUAGUCAUGUGUGCCAGUUUUUUGCAACAACUCUUGACGGUGAGAUGUCUUUUCCUAUUUGUUUUGGUGGUCACAAAUCAAACCAUUAUGAAUUUAUUACAAAGAAAAUGACAGAAAUUAGAGAUCAAUUCAAACGAACUUCUUAUGGAGAUUAUGUUUUAGAGGUGGUUGGAGGUUGUAGUGAUGGAUUAGCUGGUAAUUAUCAAUAUGCAACCUCUCAUACUAAUGAAAAUUAUGUUCACCUUUUUGAUUGGUCUCAUUUGCUCAAACGGUUGAGAAAUCGUUUAUUGAAAGGGGAUGAUUUGAUUAUUGAAAAGGAGAGUUUUUCUAUGAAUACAUUAUUGAAGGUUAGAAAUGAACCCCAACUGCGAGACUGGGUAUCGGAAAAUAUAAUUUACCCAGUCGACAUUAUGAAAAUGGAACCUGUUUUUGCAUUGAUAGAUUCUAAUGUUAUUAGUGGAAUUGAACAAAGCAAGCAAAUAGGAUGUUGUGCAUUAGCAAAAUAUUUAACGUUAAUGCAACAAAUACAUCAAAUUUUUGACGAUGAACGAUGUUCAAACUGGAAUGAGAAAAAACAAUUAAUUGAAUCUGUAUUGAUAACACUUAAGGAAUGGAAAGAUGCGAAUCCUAACAUCAUUAGUGACGAAUUGUAUUCUCAUAUUGUGAUGACUAUGACUUCACUUCGUUCUCUUUUUGAAAAAUAUGGAAACCAUAUUCAAAUUAAGGCUUGUGGAAUUUCGACGUUAAUUGUUGAACAUUUUUUUUCCUUAAUUCGAGGAAAAAUACGAUACCCUAAUUUUCGAGAUUAUUGUGGGAUCUAUCGAGCCGUAUGGAUUGCUUUGAAGACGAAAUUGGCAAAAAAUUCUCCAAUUAAUGUCAAUCAACAAUCAACCACAAAGUGUUAUGGAAAUUGUAACGUACGCUUAGACUAUUCUGAAUUACAUCGAAAACACUAUGUAAAGAAACACAUUCUUCAAGAAGACGAUGAGGAUACUUUGUUAGAGAAAGAUCAAACUAUUUCUGAAGAGAUGUAUGAAUAUGUGCUCGAUGUCACUCAAGAUUUUCUUCCACAGAAAAAUGUAAUGCUGAUACGAGAGUAUUUAUGUAAACAAGCACCAGUCGCGGAUGAUGGAACUAUUAUGAACAAUAUUUUUCUCAGCUGCCCUGAAUGUAAUCAAAUAAUGAUCCGACAACGAUCACUCAUUAAGCACUUACAAUGUCACAAUUAUUCACCUCAGCAAUGCAAAGAUACACUAUACAACACAAUUAUUACUUCACUCAAAUCUCGCCAAUUUGGCCAACAUGUUGAGGGUAUUGUUGAGGAAAUAGCAACCAAAUUGGUAACCAAUACCUUUAAGCAAAUUCGAAUUCGAACAGAACCUGAAUUACCAAAAGAAUCAGUUAUUACAUUUAAUUCAGAAAAAGGAUUAUUUGUUCCAUCUAACGAGAAGCAAUCACAAGCAGAAAAUAUUUCAACAUCAAAUAUCGCCACCAUUGACUCUAUUUCAGAAGAUUCAACUCAAAACAAAUAUGUAUUUUUUGAUUUUGAAACGACUGGAUUAUGGAAGAAUGAUGAUCCACCAAAAAUUACGGAAUAUUGUUUUGUGGACGUUUUGGCUGGAGCUGUUUUGUAUGGCUUAGUUAAUCCUGGAAAAGUGAUUUCUAACCAAGCACAAUCAAUUACAGGACUUAACUUGAAUAUCUUAAGAUCAAAAUUGCCUAUUGAAGGGCAUGUGAAUGAUAUUAUCCAAUUUUUAAACAAUAACUCUCAAGGAAAAACCUACUUAAUAGCUCAUAAUGGAGACCGUUUGGAUUUUAAAGUUUUUGCCAAAGAAUUUUUCGGAAAGUUUUCUGAAUUUAAUCAUGACAAUAUUGUCUUUGUUGAUUCUCUCCGAUUAAUGAAAUCAGAAUCGACUUUACACAAUUGUCUUCCUCGGAAAAUGACAAAGAAAGGGAAAUCUAAACCAGUUUUUGCUGAGGAUGUAUUAAUUGAACACUUUAAUUUAGGAGAUGUCAACAAUUCACAUUGUGCAUUUUAUGAUGCUAUUGGAUUGCUUAAUAUUUUGAUCAAGUUUUAUGGUAAUCUUGACGAUGCAUUAAAAGCUAUCGAGUACUUCAAUACCAACCAACUUAAAAGGAAAAGAGAGAAAAUUAAUGACAGUAAUGAUAAUGAACACAAAGCAAAGAAGAAAGUUGGAUGUAGAUGUAAAAAAGGAAAUUGUUUGAAUUGUAAUUGUGCCAAGCUUGGAAGAAUAUGUGAUGCAACUUGUGGGUAUCUGCCAUCCAAACAUGCCAACAUUGCUGUGCAAUUCAUGCCACAAGCCCUGUUUAUCACUAACUCCAUGCAAGGAUUGUGGCUUGAAAGUAUGUAA
This is a messenger RNA of Naegleria lovaniensis, 3561 nucleotides long. RefSeq lists its product as uncharacterized. The record is from RefSeq and is a predicted model, not a curated record. Gene Ontology annotation, biological process: DNA catabolic process. The coding region runs from base 1 to 3561 and encodes 1186 amino acids. Gene Ontology annotation, molecular function: nucleic acid binding; 3'-5'-DNA exonuclease activity. Gene Ontology annotation, cellular component: cytoplasm. Lineage: Eukaryota; Heterolobosea; Eutetramitea; Acrasida; Naegleriidae. The transcript is spliced from 2 exons.